AUGUCGCCUGAGCCUCGCGACAGGGAUGAGGGCAAGGAGGAGGGCACUGGUGGGAAACUGAGAGCACAGCAUGCAGAAGCCUUCAGAUUACUAACCCUCGAGGUCUUACAGCUUUACAGAUUUGGCAAUCAGAUGAUUCAAGUCGAUGAAAUUGGUAAUUUGGAGCAUGUCCAUGUGUCCAUUGGCAUGUCUUCCCACGUGGUGGUUGUUAAUACAUGUACUACACGAAAAGGUCAUGGUGUCAUUGCUGCAUUUGAGUUGCCCGAUCAGUUAUUCAUGGUGGACAAUGGAGCAGAUGACUGGAGAAUAGCCAUGACUUAUGAGCGUAUUUUCUUUAUCUGCUUGGAAAUACUUGUAUGUGCUAUACAUCCCAUACCUGGGAACUAUACAUUCACAUGGACAGCCCGUCUUGCCUUUUCUUACACUCCAUCCACAACAACAGCUGAUGUGGAUAUUAUUUUAUCUAUACCAAUGUUCUUAAGGCUGUAUCUUAUUGCCAGAGUUAUGCUUUUGCAUAGCAAACUUUUCACUGAUGCAUCAUCUAGAAGCAUUGGAGCGUUAAACAAGAUAAACUUCAAUACCCGUUUUGUUAUGAAGACUUUAAUGACAAUAUGUCCAGGAACUGUACUGUUGGUUUUUAGUAUCUCAUUAUGGAUAAUUGCUGCAUGGACUGUCCGAGCUUGUGAAAGGUACCAUGAUCAACAGGAUGUUACAAGCAACUUCCUUGGAGCAAUGUGGUUGAUUUCAAUAACAUUUCUAUCCAUUGGAUAUGGUGACAUGGUACCUAAUACAUACUGUGGGAAAGGGGUCUGUUUACUCACUGGAAUCAUGGGUGCUGGGUGUACUGCACUGGUGGUAGCUGUGGUUGCAAGGAAGUUAGAACUUACCAAAGCUGAAAAACAUGUACAUAAUUUCAUGAUGGACACCCAACUAACUAAAAGAGUGAAAAAUGCAGCAGCCAAUGUACUCAGGGAAACAUGGUUAAUUUAUAAAAGUACAAAGCUGGUUAAAAAGGUAGACCAUGCGAAAAUAAGGAAACAUCAACGAAAAUUCUUGCAAGCUAUUCAUCAAGCUCGGAAAUUAAGAAGUGUAAAAAUGGAACAAAGGAAACUGAAUGAUCAAGCCAACACUUUGGUGGACCUGGCAAAGACUCAAAACAUCAUGUAUGACAUGAUUUCUGACUUAAAUGAAAGAAGUGAAGAUUUUGAGAAGAGAAUUGUUACUCUGGAGACUAAACUGGAAGCUUUAAUUGGUAGCAUUCAAGCUCUCCCUGGACUGAUUAGCCAGACAAUCAGUCAACAACAGAAGGAUCUCCUUGAGACUCAAAUACAAAAUUAUAAACAUGUUGCCUACAGUGCUGAGCAAUCAUGGUCUUUGUCAAAAAGGAGGAGAUCCUCCUCCACAGCACCACCAACUUCAUCAGAGAGUAGCUAG
Messenger RNA from Corapipo altera (White-ruffed manakin), 1434 nucleotides. Its product is annotated as small conductance calcium-activated potassium channel protein 2-like. Gene Ontology annotation, cellular component: plasma membrane; neuronal cell body; neuron projection. Gene Ontology annotation, molecular function: small conductance calcium-activated potassium channel activity; calmodulin binding. NCBI's taxonomy places the organism in Eukaryota, Metazoa, Chordata, Aves, Passeriformes, Pipridae. The transcript has 9 exons. The record is from RefSeq and is a predicted model, not a curated record. The coding region runs from base 1 to 1434 and encodes 477 amino acids. Gene Ontology annotation, biological process: potassium ion transmembrane transport.